Molecule: messenger RNA, 1599 nt
Organism: Babesia sp. Xinjiang
Lineage: Eukaryota; Apicomplexa; Aconoidasida; Piroplasmida; Babesiidae
Product: Mitochondrial-processing peptidase subunit alpha
Exons: 2
Coding region: 1-1599 (532 amino acids)
Cellular component (GO): mitochondrion
Molecular function (GO): metal ion binding
Source: RefSeq, a predicted model, not a curated record
AUGAUGCCCUCACGUCUAUCUUCGUUCAGGUUGCCGCAACUCGGCCGUCGGCUCGGGCUCAGGGUCAUGGGCACCGUGUCUGGAAGAGCUGGUGACAUCAGCCGUAUCCUUAAGAAGGCCCCCCCGGCUUACGUGCAGGUGCCAUUUGUGGAGGAAGACCUUGAGCGUAUUAUGGACGAAGUACCUGAUUUCAAGUUUUAUUACGUCGGAAGGGAAGAUGGACGUGAUAAUCCCUACAGAAAGGUCCCCAUGACUACAAGUAUAUACGCUGAAGGUACGGAAGGUCCGUUCGAAGCUGUUGACGAUUCUGUGAAGUUCGCUAUGUUGGCUAACGGGCUGAGGAUCGCAUCCGUAGACCGAGGUGGUAUGGACUCAUUGUUGGGACUAUAUGUUGGUGCUGGUAGCAGGUAUGAGACCCCCGAUGAGAUUGGUGUCUCGGCGAUGAUCGAAAAUAUGGCCUUCCAUUCGACAGCACACCUAUCACACCUACGUACGAUCAAAACCAUAGAGACUUUGGGAGGGAACGCAAGCUGUAAUGCUUUCCGAGAACACAUUGCCUACCAAGGAGAGUGUCUUAGAAAGGAUUUACCGAUUAUGGUUAACCUCCUCAUAGGAAACGUGUUAUUCCCACGUUUCCUACCGUGGGAACUGAAAGCCAACAAAUCCAGACUGGAUGAACGACGUAAACAGAUACAUGCAUCCCCGGAUCAAUUCAUCACCGAACUUUUACAUUCGGUUGCUUGGCAUAAUAACACUCUAGGUUUACCCAAUUUCUGCCCUGAGUCAAGUAUUGCAAACUACAAACCUGACGUACUUCGCAACUUCAUGCUGAAACACUUUUCACCAGACAACUGUGUGAUCGUCGGUAUCAACACGGACCUUUCUGAGUUAUCUAAGUGGGUUAUGCGUGCUUACAACGAGUACAAUGCAAUUGAGCCCGUUCCUCGCCUGAAAGAAGCCCCGGUAUACACUGGAGGAGUGCGUUACCACGAAGACAUUUCACCUAUGAUGCAUGUAGCAGUAGCUUUCCAGAUACCAGGAGGAUGGGAUUCACCUGAAUUGGUAGUAUUCACGGUGCUGCAGUCACUAUUGGGUGGUGGUGGAGCUUUCUCAACUGGUGGUCCUGGCAAGGGUAUGCACAGUCGCCUUUUCUUGAACGUUCUGAACAAAAACGAAUUCGUGGAAUCAUGUAUGGCAUUCUCAACCGUGUACAGUGACUCUGGUAUCUUUGGGCUUUACAUGGUCGCCGCACCUCACGCGUCGAGGAGUGCUCUAGAAGUAAUGUCUAACGAGUUCCGCAACAUGGUGGCGGUCACACCUAAGGAGCUGGAGCGUGCGAAGAACUCAUUGAAGUCGUUUUUGCACAUGUCCCUAGAGCACAAAGCAGUGCAGAUGGAAGACAUCGCUCGUCAGCUACUGUUAUGCAACCGCGUAUUGAGCGUGCCAGAACUGGAGCGCGCUAUUGACAGCGUCACUGCGGCUGAUAUUCAAAGUUGCGUGACCAAGAUGUUGAAGGGCGCUAAACCAUCGGCGGUAGCUAUGGGUAACUUAUCAUUCAUGCCUCACCCUGACGAGAUGUUGCAAUACUUCCAAUUUUAA